Kwoniella shivajii is the source of this 489-nucleotide messenger RNA. RefSeq lists its product as uncharacterized. Lineage: Eukaryota; Fungi; Basidiomycota; Tremellomycetes; Tremellales; Cryptococcaceae. Bases 1 to 489 code for a protein of 162 amino acids. The record is from RefSeq and is a predicted model, not a curated record. The transcript has 3 exons.
AUGUUAUUUCCAAUUCUGUCUGCCUCUUUCCUCGCAUCGUCCGCUUUGGCGAUCCCUGUUCCACCGCCUAGUGACUCCAAAUUCAAUCUUGGUAUUCCACUGCAUACAUCGUACAUCAAUGGCAGUAACAGUGCGGACAUUCGGCCGGGAGAUAUCACUGUCAUCAUGGAAUUUACAGCUUCAGAGAUCGGACAGGGCAUCAAGAAAGACUUCCAUUGGAUAACUUAUGAGCAUGAUGACACGGCCAAGAGUGAUGAAAUAACACCUAUAUGGAAUAUGACUUGCUUUGCAAUUGCCAAAAAGGCUUUCGAGGGACCUGCGGAAUUCACCCUUCAAGACCACUCUCCUUGGAUCACAGCUGGUGUUAACGCAUCUGGCGUACAAGAUGGAUCAGCUGGUAUCUCGUGUCCUACAGGGUCUUGCUUAUCGGAUGAAUGUAAAGGCAAGGAGCUCCCAUUGAUCGACACGUUUCUGCAUUACUAUAUAUAA